This is a messenger RNA of Andrographis paniculata, 1536 nucleotides long. Its product is annotated as AT-hook motif nuclear-localized protein 23-like. The transcript has a single exon. The coding region runs from base 237 to 1079 and encodes 280 amino acids. NCBI's taxonomy places the organism in Eukaryota, Viridiplantae, Streptophyta, Magnoliopsida, Lamiales, Acanthaceae. Gene Ontology annotation, cellular component: nucleus. The record is from RefSeq and is a predicted model, not a curated record. Gene Ontology annotation, molecular function: minor groove of adenine-thymine-rich DNA binding; DNA-binding transcription factor activity.
UUAGGUUCUUCUUCCCCAACACUUCCUUUCUCCAUUAUAUCCUCUCCUCUCUUUGUUUUCUAUUCUGAUUAGGGUUUCGAUUUAAUUUCUUCAUAUAUAUUUAAUUAAUUAAUAAUCUGUUGAUUUCCAUCUUUUAGGGUUUAGUUUAAUUUUAAUUUGGUGUCGAGAUUGAAAUUUGUAUUUAUUUAAUUUUUUUUAAAAAAAAUUUAUUUUUGGAGGUUUGUGGUGUUUUAUGUAUGGCGGGAUUGGAUUUAGGCUCGGCUUCGCACUUCGUGGCGCAGCUGCAGCACCAGCGGGCGGCGCCGGAUUCCGACGAUGAGUCGCACCGGAAUCAAUUUUCCGGCGAGAACGUGCAGCAGGGGUUGGAUCUGGUGACGUCAUCGGGCGGCGGCGGCGACGGGAUGGGGCGGCGGCCGAGGGGGCGGCCGCCGGGGUCGAAGAACAAGCCGAAGCCGCCGGUGAUAAUUACGCGCGAGAGUGCGAAUACGCUACGCGCGCAUAUACUGGAGGUGAGCGGCGGCUGCGACGUGUUCGAGGCGGUUGCGGCUUACGCGCGGCGGCGGCAGCGUGGGAUUUGCGUGCUGAGCGGGACGGGGACGGUGACGAACGUCAGCCUCCGGCAGCCGGCGGCGGCGGGGGGAGUGGUGGUGCUGCAGGGGAGGUUUGAGAUCCUGUCGUUGUCGGGGUCGUUUCUGCCGCCGCCGGCGCCGCCGGGGGCGACUAGUCUGACGAUAUACCUCGCCGGCGGACAGGGGCAGGUCGUCGGAGGGAAUGUCGUCGGCGCGUUGAUCGCGUCGGGGCCGGUCAUCAUCAUCGCCGCGUCGUUCACCAACGUGGCGUACGAACGGCUGCCGCUGGACGAAGAGGAGGCGGCGGCGCAGCAGAUGCAGACACCGCCGCCGGCGUCUGCGCCGCCGGGAGGCGGCGGAGCUGGGAGUCAGAUGCCUGAUCCAUCCGCAGGGCUACCUUUCUUCAACUUGCCUGUGAAUAUGCCUAACGGCGGCGGCGGCGGCGGUGGACAGCUUCCCUUGGAGGGUCCGUGGGCGGCGAAUUCCGGCGGCGGCCGGCCGCCGUUUUAGCUCCGAUAAGGUCAGAAACCUUUUUUUUUUUUAAGAAAUUGAAAAAAAAUGUUUUCACACCUAUGUACAUUAAUUAAUUUAGUUCAUCAUGGACUCAAUUAAUUAGGUAUUAAUUUUAAUUUCCCAUUUGUUAAUUGUGGGAGAUUAAAAAAAAAAAAAAAAAAAAAAAAUCUUUGGCUGUGAAACUUCUAUUAAGUUGUUGGGAAAUAAGUUUUGAGGGAUAGACUUCUUUUUUUUUUUAGACCGUCGAUUUUAUUUAUUGCAACUUGUCAUAAGUUGUUCUGAAUAAUUUUUAUUUAAUAUAAUUACCACUAUCCAUAUUAUGUGCCAAGGAAUAACCCAUUUUUGUACGUUAUACAAAUAUUUAUUUAUUUAUUUAUAAAAUUAAAUUAAAUUUAUACCAAUGUGCCAAACCUGUGGGCAUCCAUAGUUAAGGGCAAGUAAUGAAUUCAUUGCU